CAAAAGGUUGGUUGAUUUCCUAAUGACUGAAAAUUCUGAAAUUAUGAUUUUGGAAAAUUCAGAACCUACUACCUACAAACAAGCUUUGACGAGCCCAGACUCUGAGAAAUGGCUUGAGGCCAUGAAAUCCGAGUUAGACUCCAUGUCUGAGAAUAAAGUUUGGACACUGGUUGACUUGCCUGGUGGGGUUAACCCUAUUGGAUGCAAGUGGGUGUUCAAAUUGAAAACAGACAAAGAUGGAAAUGUCUAUGUCUACAAAGCAAGACUGGUUGCAAAAGGAUUCAGACAAGUUCAUGGUAUAGACUAUGAUGAGACCUUUUCUCCAGUAGCAAUGCUUAAAUCAAUUCGGAUACUUUUAGCGAUUGCUGCAUUUUCGAUUACGAAAUUUGGCAGAUGGAUGUCAAAACCGCAUUCUUGAAUGGGUUCUUGAAUGAGGAUGUGUACAUGACACAACCUGAAGGUUUUGAAGAUCCAGAAAAUCCUAAAAGGGUUUGCAAGCUUCAAAGAUCCAUUUAUGGAUUGAAGCAGGCAUCUCGGAGCUGGAAUCUUCGGUUUGAUGAGGCAAUCAAACAAUUUGGUUUCAUCAAAAGCGAAGAAGAGUCUUGUGUUUACAAGAAGUUUAGUGGGAGCAGCUUAGUCUUCUUGGUUCUGUAUGUAGAUGACAUACUAAUCAUGGGAAACGACAUACCAAUGCUUGAGUCAGUCAAGGAAUGGUUAAAAGUUGUUUCUCUAUGAAGGACCUUGGAGAAGCUGAGUACAUAC
Beta vulgaris subsp. vulgaris (sugar beet) is the source of this 762-nucleotide messenger RNA. RefSeq lists its product as uncharacterized. Lineage: Eukaryota; Viridiplantae; Streptophyta; Magnoliopsida; Caryophyllales; Amaranthaceae. The transcript has a single exon. The coding region runs from base 23 to 418 and encodes 131 amino acids. The record is from RefSeq and is a predicted model, not a curated record.